AUGGCUUGGGGCACGACCAGCGCGUGGAGCGCACAGACGAAGGAAGGAAACGAUGGAGUGGAAUCGUUAGCGGUGCCGGCGCAGGCGUUCCCGUCGCUCGGCGGGGAGGCGGCGGAAGCGGACGCGAGCGGAGCGUUUCCGUCGCUCGGGGCGGCGGCCAAGGUGAAGGAACCGAAGAAGAAGACGAAAGGGGUGAAACUUUCGCUCGCAGAAUUCGCGGGUGCGUCGGGUGGGUCGUCGUACGCGCCUCCGGGACGAGUCGGUGGAUCGGCGUUCGGUCGAGGACGCGGCGACGACGUCGUGCUGCCGAGUGGGCCGAGCUCGCGACCGGACGACGACGGAGGCGUCGGUCUCGGUGGUGGAUUCAACCAAGGCGGUGAUCGUUACGGCGGUGGUGAUCGUUACGGCGGUGGUGAUCGUUACGGCGGCGGUGAUCGCAGUGAUGAGCGUCGUCCGGGUCGGUACGAUCGAGACGACCGCCGCGACGGUGAAUAUGGCGACAGAGAGGUUCGCGAAGAGCAAGGUCCUUCUCGCGCGGAUACGAGCUCUAACUGGGGCGCGGACCGUCGCGCGCCGCCGCAAGAUGAUCGUUACGGCGGCGACAGGCGUGCAACAGGAUUUGGCGACCGUUACGCCGAGAGAGGUGGCGACCGUUACGGCGGCGGCGACGAUCGCUACGGCGACCGCGAGGAGCGCAGACCGGGAUUUGGCGAUUUCGCAGACCGGCCGCCGCGUGAGGAUCUCGGACCGUCGCGCGCGGAUGAAAGCGACAGCUGGAGUAGAGACAGAAAACAGUUACCGGAGCGUGAUUCGCGAUACGACGAUCGACCUCCGCGCGAAGAACGCGACCGCGACUGGGGCUCUUUGCGUUCUCGCACCGCCGCCGCCGAGCCGCCGUCGGAUGAUGGUUACGCUCCGCGAGGCGAUCGCCCGAAGCUUCAGCUCAAACCACGCUCGGAAGCCGCUCCUACGAGCGCGAGCGCGGGCUCAAGCUCGCUCUUCGGUGGCGCUAAGCCCGUAGACGUCAAGUACGUCGAGGACAAGCCGCGCGAAGCGAUUCCGAUUCGCUCGGAAGAAAACCCCGAACGUACCGAGCGCAAGCAAUACGACGAACCGAAAGAUUCCGAUGGCGACAGAUGGGGCCGCAAGUCUUCGUUCGCCCCGCGCAAAGAGGAAGAACUCCGCGAAGCGACUCCCGAGGAGCGCGCCGCGAGGCCCAAACUGAACUUGCAAAAGCGUUCCACCGACGCCCCCGUCGGCGCCGCGGCGAAGAGCUCGCUCUUCGGCGGCGCUCGCCCGCGCGAAGAGGCGCUCAAGGAAGCCGGUCGCGAUUGGCAAGCCGAAGAUCUCAAGCGCUCCGUCGGCGCGGUCAAGCGCAAGGAGUUCAAAGAGGAGAAGGAACUCAAGGAGAAGAUUCAAGCCGCCAAGGACGCCGGCGACGACGUCAAAGACCUCGAACUCGAGCUCACCAAGCUCUCCCUCGAGCUCGACGACAAAUUUCGCUUCGCCAAAGGCAGACCAGAGCCCAAGGACGGCAAGGACGGCAAGUCCAAGGACACACCCGCGCCCAAGGACAAGCCCGCCGCCGCCGAGAAAUCGGCGCCCGCGCCUCGCGAGCGCGCCGCGCCCGCGCCCAAGCUCGCCGAACCCGCCCCCGUCGUCGCUCGCAACGCCUUCGACGCCCUCGCGGAUAGCAUGAAUUCGUAA
Messenger RNA from Ostreococcus lucimarinus CCE9901, 1707 nucleotides. RefSeq lists its product with no specific name. The transcript is spliced from 2 exons. The coding region runs from base 1 to 1707 and encodes 568 amino acids. The record is from RefSeq and is a predicted model, not a curated record. Gene Ontology annotation, molecular function: translation initiation factor activity. NCBI's taxonomy places the organism in Eukaryota, Viridiplantae, Chlorophyta, Mamiellophyceae, Mamiellales, Bathycoccaceae.